This is a messenger RNA of Hippocampus comes (tiger tail seahorse), 2147 nucleotides long. Its product is annotated as shaker-related potassium channel tsha2-like. NCBI's taxonomy places the organism in Eukaryota, Metazoa, Chordata, Actinopteri, Syngnathiformes, Syngnathidae. Gene Ontology annotation, cellular component: voltage-gated potassium channel complex; membrane. The transcript has a single exon. The record is from RefSeq and is a predicted model, not a curated record. Bases 730 to 2136 code for a protein of 468 amino acids. Gene Ontology annotation, biological process: protein homooligomerization; action potential; potassium ion transmembrane transport. Gene Ontology annotation, molecular function: delayed rectifier potassium channel activity; protein binding.
CCUCCUCGUAUAAUGCAGCCCUUUGAGCACGACCGACGCCGAGCGAGCGUUAUUUUGGCGCCGGGCUUCCUGAAGAAGACGCCGCGGCCCCCCCGCGUCUCGAGUAUCAGUCAAGCCAGCAUUUUCCACUGGCGCAGCCGGGUUCACGCCUCGCAGCAUUUUAGCUUAUUUUGGCCACAUUAAAUAUAAGCUCACCGUGGCGGCGGCGGCGGCGCUGGCGGUGAGUUGCUUCUUCAAGUGUGAGCGAGGGGACACCGGCGGGUUCCCCCUCGCGACAGGAAUAGCGCCAUGAUUUCAUGAAUGAGGGGCUCGCAAUUGGAGGGGAGCUCAUUUGUCACGGGGGGGGUGGUCUGGACAAACCCGAACGGGAAACGGCCGGCUGCGGAUUCGACGGAGGCUUGGUCAAAAGAGCGUGGAAAGCGCGUUGACCGCGGCGAAGCGUCGGAGGGACGGCAGCAGAGGCGGCCGGUGCCAUCCGGUCUUCGGACUUGGGGAGGGCUGCGCGGUUUAAAAUGGUGUGAAUACGAUAGCCGCCUCCGCCCAUUGGCGCGGCUUCUGCGAGGGGGGAGAUCUGUCCGACGCGGCCGGGCUCCAAUCCGACGAGAGGACCGCGCGGAUCCGACGGCGCGGUACCGGCGACGGGCCCCUUUCCGCCGGGAACCCGACGUGACUCCCGCAACCUGCAUGAGAAAGGACACUUGAGAGGUGACCCUGGGAAGGGGUAAAAAGAUGACCGCGGUGUCCGAGGAGAACCGCGACGAGACCGUAGCGGUCGCCCCCUUAUUGGCGGACGAGCCGCAGGAGCAGGAGUGCAGCGAGAGGGUGGUCAUCAACAUCUCGGGCCUGCGCUUCGAGACCCAACUGAAGACGCUCUCGCGCUUCCCCAGCACCCUCCUGGGGGAUCCCCGCAAACGCAUGCGCUUCUUCGACCCGCUGAGGAACGAGUACUUCUUCGACAGGAACAGGCCCAGCUUCGACGCCAUCUUGUACUACUACCAGUCCGGGGGGAGGCUCCGCAGACCGGUGAGCGUACCCGUGGAUAUUUUCCUGGAGGAGAUCAAGUUCUACGAGUUUGACGAGGAGACGGUGGAGCUUUUUCGAGACGACGAGGGUCUGACGAGGGAGGAGGACCGAGCGCUGCCAAACAACGAAUUCCAGAGGCAGCUCUGGCUCCUGUUCGAGUAUCCCGAAAGUUCCGGACCGGCUCGGAUCAUCGCCAUCGUCUCCGUGAUGGUGAUCCUGAUCUCCAUUAUCAUAUUCUGCUUGGAGACCUUGCCCGAGUUCCGGGAGGUCCCCGCGUCGGCGCAGGAGCUCCACGCCAACGGCAGCGCUCACGGCAAGGCGCGCAGCCCCUUCACGGACCCCUUCUUCAUGGUGGAAACGCUCUGCAUCGUGUGGUUCUCCUUCGAGUUCACCAUGAGGUUCCUGUCCUGCCCCAGCAAGGCGGCCUUCUUCAAGAACAUCAUGAACAUCAUCGACGUGGUGGCCAUCGCGCCCUACUUCAUCACGCUGGGGCUGGACUUGGCCGAGCACCAGGGCGGCAGCCAGCAGGCGGCCUCGCUCGCCAUCCUGCGGGUCAUCCGCCUGGUCCGCGUUUUUCGCAUUUUUAAGCUCUCCAGACACUCCAAGGGUCUUCAGAUCCUCGGGCAGACCCUCCACGCCAGCCUCAGGGAGCUGGGCCUCUUGAUUUUCUUCCUCAUCAUCGGCGUGGUCCUCUUCUCCAGUUCCGUGUAUUUCGCCGAAGCCGAGGACCCCGAAUCCGGCUUCUCCAGCAUCCCCGACGCCUUCUGGUGGGCGGUGGUGACCAUGACCACGGUGGGCUACGGGGAUAUGUGCCCCAGCACCAUCGGGGGCAAGUUUGUGGGAUCCUUGUGCGCCAUCGCCGGAGUGCUCACCAUCGCUCUGCCGGUGCCCGUCAUCGUGUCCAACUUCAACUACUUCUACCACCGGGAGAACGACGAGGAGGAUCGCCCGCAGUACGUGCACGUGACCUGCGGACAGCCGCAGACCUCGUCCGGCGACUUUGUUUCCCUCCAAAGCGAGCGCUCCCUUUCCAAAACCGAGUCCUACCGGGAGGACGACCAGGAGAGCCUGACCCAGAUCGAGAUCUACGCCGGGAAGCUGACCGACGUCUGAGAGGAACGGGU